UUAAAAUGAGGACAAAAUAGUUAGUUCACAAAAAAUGUAGGGGUGGAGGUAUAAUUGUUGGGGUCUAAGGGAAAAUUUUCUACAAAGCGAGGAUCCUUGGGCUUGGGAAUAAACACGGAGUAGGCCCGAGCCCGACAGUUUGAGUUUGGUAAACUCAAUCAGAAAUUCAGAAAACGAAACCCUAAGUGCUCCGCUCCUUGGAGAGAAGGGCGAUUUUAGGCCAUGGCUGGAGGAAAGAGUAGCCGCGCCCAGAAAUCAAACAAGAGGUUUCAGGUUCGUAUUAAGAAACGAUUAGCAAGAAAAGCUCGUCAAAAGGCAGAAGAGGAGGCUCGUCAAAAGGCAGAAAAGGAGGCUUGUCAAAAGAAGCACGUCAUAGAAUAUUUGAAAUGGUUAAUUCCGUUUGCUGCCCAUUCACAUUGGCUAUCUCUGGAAGUCAUUGCUAAUUCAGUGAAUACUGAUGGCAAUGAACAACUACAAAAUUUGGUUCAGAGAUUCUUGAACAAAGAUAUUACUGAAAAAUCGAUUAUUCUUGACUUUGCACCGCAAUUUUGUAAGGAAUAUGGAGUAGAUACGCUGGACUUUGAACAUUAUGAUCCAAAUUCACCAUAUCCCCCUCCUACAAAUAAUCCAUAUAUGCAUAUUGAAAGGGAGUAAUUCAGAAGAAGAAUCGUGCUCCGAGUGACAACACUACCUAAGUGACCGUGCUGCGAGAAUUGCCUCAUGUGCUUAUUUUUGAGCUUAAGCGCUAUGUCUUCUGUCAAAAG
Molecule: messenger RNA, 764 nt
Organism: Trifolium pratense (red clover)
Lineage: Eukaryota; Viridiplantae; Streptophyta; Magnoliopsida; Fabales; Fabaceae
Exons: 5
Coding region: 223-654 (143 amino acids)
Source: RefSeq, a predicted model, not a curated record